This is a messenger RNA of Peromyscus eremicus (cactus mouse), 7916 nucleotides long. It is a transcript of the gene Smcr8, whose product is annotated as SMCR8-C9orf72 complex subunit. Bases 598 to 3408 code for a protein of 936 amino acids. The record is from RefSeq and is a predicted model, not a curated record. Gene Ontology annotation, cellular component: guanyl-nucleotide exchange factor complex. Lineage: Eukaryota; Metazoa; Chordata; Mammalia; Rodentia; Cricetidae. The transcript is spliced from 3 exons. Gene Ontology annotation, molecular function: GTPase activator activity.
GGCCCUGCGCCAGCAGCCACUCCACGGUGCCCCGUACAUACUGGGCAGCCCAGAGGAGAAGCCGCGAGGCACCCCUCCGAAAGCCCCCUUAAUAAUGCACCUUUCCCAGGCCACUGCUGCCUCUGCGUGGAAUCUGCACCCCAGAGUCGCGCUUGAACUCCCGCUCACAGGCAACUUCCGCUAACCGAGCAGUCUCAAACUACAACUCCCAGAAUGCUUCCUGCCCCGGCACGCUCGCCUAACACCGUUUCUCCACCUCCCUUCCACCCCACGGUAUCCUACUUUCCCUUUCUUUAGGACAGUGGUUGGUUAAUGGGACUUGUCCUCAGGAAGGACUGAUUGACAGCGCCUCUUAAAAAGAGCCACUUACUCGGAAGUCAGUGUGAGCGUUUCCGGGUCACGCAACGCUGACGCUUGGGAGUCAUGUGAUACCAAGAUGGUGGUGCCGCGGUAGCUUCCCAGCGACUGUACAGUCCUAGGAGCCGCGACAGUUUCUCCCCUUAGGUCGUGGGGAGGACCAUUUAACUGACUGUUCGGUCGCCCGUGACUAGGAUUAAGGACCUGAUCAGAGCUGGGGCUGUUGAUGUCACUGGAAAUAUGAUCAGCGCCCCUGAUGUGGUGGCCUUCACCAAGGAAGACGAGUACGAGGAGGAGCCUUAUAAUGAGCCCGCCUUGCCGGAGGAGUACUCAGUACCUCUCUUCCCCUAUGCCAGCCAGGGGGCUAACCCCUGGUCUAAACUGUCCGGGGCCAAGUUCUCCAGGGACUUCAUUCUUAUUUCCGAGUUCUCUGAGCAGGUGGGACCUCAGCCCUUGCUGACCAUCCCCAAUGAUACCAAAGUUUUCGGCACUUUUGAUCUCAAUUACUUCUCCUUGCGGAUCAUGUCAGUGGAUUACCAGGCUUCAUUCGUGGGUCAUCCUCCUGGUUCUGCCUACCCCAAGUUGAACUUUGUGGAGGACUCCAAGGUGGUACUGGGAGACUCUAAGGAAGGGGCCUUUGCGUAUGUGCACCACCUUACUUUGUAUGACCUGGAGGCCCGUGGCUUUGUGAGGCCCUUUUGUAUGGCUUAUAUCUCUGCAGACCAGCAUAAAAUCAUGCAGCAAUUCCAGGAGCUUUCAGCUGAAUUUUCCAAAGCAUCUGAGUGCUUGAAGAUGGGUAACAGGAAGGCAUUUGCUGGGGAACUUGAAAAGAAACUGAAAGACUUGGAUUACACGAGGACAGUGCUGCACACAGAAACUGAGAUCCAGAAGAAAGCCAACGACAAAGGUUUUUAUACAUCUCAGGCAAUUGAGAAAGCCAAUGAACUGGCCAAUGUGGAAAAGUCCAUCAUUGAGCAUCAAGAUUUGCUGAGGCAGAUCCGCUCAUACCCUCGUCAGAAGAUGAAGAUGCCUGAUUUGCAUCCUGGUGAUGUGGAGCAUACCCAAGAUCAGGCUGAGCAGGUAUCUACUACCUCUAACCCUGAGGAGUCAGCUAAUGCAGACCUUUAUACCUGCAGACCGGCUUACACCCCUAAACUCAUCAAAGCAAAAUCCACCAAGUGUUUUGACAAGAAGUUGAAGACCUUAGAGGAACUCUGUGACACGGAGUAUUUCACUCAAACCCUGGCCCAGCUUAGCCACAUUGAACACAUGUUCAGAGGAGACCUGUGCUACCUCCUGACCAGUCAGAUUGACAGAGCACUUCGAAAACAACAGCGCAUCACGAAUUUCCUCUUUGAAGACUUCAUGGAGGUUGAUGACAGGCUGGAGAAACAAGAGAAUGUGCCCUCUCAGCCCAGUCAGGACAGGCUGCUGUCCAGGCCUGUGGAAGAAUGCCCUAUUCCUAAAGUGUUGAUUAGUGUUGGUUCUUACAAGUCCAGUGUGGAGUCUGUGUUGAUCAAGAUGGAGCAGGAACUUGGUGAUGGAGAGUACAACAAGGAAGUGGAGGCAACAGAGUCAAGCAGUUUUGACCCCCAAGAAAACCUGGACUACCUGGAUAUGGAUAUGAAAGGGAGUGUCAGCAGUGGGGAGAGCAUCGAGGUUCUGGGCACCGAGAAGUCAUCUUCUGUGCUGUCUAAAUCUGACAGCCAGGCCAGCCUCACGGUGCCAUUGAGCCCCCAUGUAGUCCGUAGCAAGGCAGUCAGCCACAGGACAAUCAGUGAGGACAGUAUUGAAGUCCUAAGCACCUGCCCAUCUGAGGCCCUCAUUCCUGAUGACUUUAAGGCCAGCUACCCAAGUGCCAUUAAUGAGGAGGAAACCUAUGCAGAUAAUGAGGGGGCCAUCCAUUUCGAGGCAAGUGUCAGCCCACCAGAACUGGGUGAGACUCAGGAGGGCAGCUUGGAAAAUACCCCAUCCCAAGUAGACUCCAGCUGCUAUAUUGGAAAGGAGAGUGAAGAUCAGCUGGUUCCUCUGCCCACCCCAGCUUAUACUCUCUCUGAUGAGGAUGGUGUGGUGAGCAUCCCCCCACAGCGCUAUGGGCAGAAGGACCAAGGGCUCCAUGUGGACGCCACGAUGGAAAACACUGACCCUUCUCUCCGAGACAACGGUUGUGAAAUGUUCCCAGCUUAUGAGCUGGAUCCAAGCUGCCUUCUGGCUAGCCGAGAUGUCAGUAAGACAAGCCUGGAUAACUACUCGGAUACCACUAGCUACAUAAGCAGUGUUGCCUCUACCAGCUCGGACAGAACCCCCUCUGCUCACUCUGCUAGCCUGUCCUCUGACAGACACAAAAAGAGAGCUGGCCAGAAUGCCUUAAAAUUCAUCCGCCAGUACCCUUUUGCCCACCCAGCCAUCUACUCCCUGCUUAGUGGGAGGACACUUGUGGUCCUGGGCGAAGAUGAAACUGUAGUCAGGAAGCUUGUAACUGCACUGUCCAUCUUUGUUCCCAGCUAUGGCUACUAUGCCAAGCCAGUGAAGCACUGGAUUUCCUCCCCUUUGCAUAUUAUGGAUUUUCAGAAGUGGAAGCUUAUUGGCCUACAGAGGGUGGCCUCCCCUGCCAGUAUGGGUACCCUCCAUACCCUGAGCCGUUACAGCCGCUAUACAAGCAUCCUGGACCUGGACAGCAAGACCCUACGCUGUCCCCUGUACAGGGGUACACUGGUGCCCCGCCUGGCUGACCAUCGCACUCAAAUCAAGCGAGGCAGCACGUACUACCUGCACGUCCAGAGCAUGCUCACCCAGCUCUGCUCCAAGGCAUUCCUCUACACUUUCUGCCACCCCCUGCAUCUGCCUGCCCACAGUGAGGAGACACAGGAAGCAGUGGCCAGCAGACAAACCAGCUUCCUAAAGCUCAACCUGGGGCUAGUGAAUGAGGACAUCAAAGUGGUGCAGUACCUGGCUGAACUGUUGAAACUGCACUACAUGCAGGAGUCGCCUGGGACCACCCACCCCCUGCUCAGGUUUGACUAUGUCCCCAGCUUUUUGUACAAAAUCUAAGGGUUCCAGCCACUGUGACCAAGACCUGUGACUCAGUACGGGGAGGGAGAAGGGUUGGUGUGACUAAAUACUUGCCUGAGCUGGAGUGUUGAGCUUUCUGGUGUCAGCGGAAGGAAACAGGUGGCAGUUGUGGUUCCCAUCUAGUCCUGGGCAGUGUGUGAAGUGGGCCAAGCAGAGGUGGAGCCUGGCUCCCCAGAGGUGGCUGGAAGAACAGCAGCUGCUCUUGGUUCCAUGGGGGAAGUGGCCACCAAAUAAGGGGGUGUCCUUAAUUUUCCAAGGAUCAGCAGUCUGGGCAGGAAGAGAAAGCUCCAGACCCUGUGGGGCUGGAGCAGAUGAGGCUAAGUAGCCAGAGCCCAGAUGACACCCGAGUGGCAGAAUCAGCCUGGGAACUGGUGUGUAGGACACAGGACAGCCAUCGUCUCCAUCUACCUCUACCAAGGCCCUGUACUUGGCUUCCUGGACCCCAGCAACCGAGGGGAGGCUCCUGAACAAGGACACGGAGGAACCAGUGCUCUGGUCAGGUGGAGAAAGACACACCCGGGCUGUGGGGGAUGCAGACCACAAGUGGCCCCUUGCCCUAUCAUCCUGUCAAGGAAGUGCUCAUUGAGUCCCCAGGGGUCAUUCCUUACAGGGGUCCUGGAUGUGAAGCAGAUGUCACACGGCUACAGCCAGAACUACAUUGGGAGCUGUAGAUAAAAGGGGCCAUAGGCUAUUCCUCACUGUCUAUGACAGGAGCUGCCUAUGGGCUCUUCUCAGCCAGGACAUUAACCCGGACGCCCCUGGAAAGGUCUGCAGCACUCUAUUACCUCUCUUGGUGGCUGUGGGCUUGGUGACAACUGAGGUCUGGUUGGCUAGCUCGUAUUCUGACCGGAACUUAGGAGCAAGGAUAUCCUGUACCAGCUCCUGGGUGGCUGUCAUUAGACCUACAUCUGGGAGGCACCUCCAUCCUUACAAUCAUCCACAUGUGAGUGGUCCGUCCCCACCUGACCCACUGGUGGCAAUCGUCAUGACCUCCCCAGGACCUCCAUUGCAGCUGCUCCUCUUGUGCUCCAUGUGCUGCAUGGAGUGAGUGCUCCUCACAAUCCUGAAAAUGUGAGACCUGUUGAAAAUGUGUUCUCCCUAAAUAGGAGCAGCUCUGGUCAUUACUGCUUUUUAAUUAGCUAAAGACAAAAACAAAACCCUGUAGUAAAUGGGACCCAGAUCGGCCCCGUGCAUGCAUCUGUUGCGUGCUGUGUCCCCUGCACAGGUCUGUCAGCUGGUCACACCACUGAAGUCUCUCACAAGAAGGAACCCUGCAGAAGCCAAAUAACCAGAGAUGGCUUGCAGCAUGUCACUCCUGUGUCAAGUUCCUUGCCCAGGUCUUUGACACAAAGUUGCAACCUGUUGGUUCUGGUCCAUGGUUUCAGGUCAUGAUUCCCCAUUUCACUCUAGACAGUAGUAUGUGGUUUUGCUUCUGAGACUCUGACAGAGAACCAGGAUUUUAUCACUGUUACAGGUAUUUACAGACACCUUACCAGCUGUGGUUUCCCCUCAUGGGCUCCCCCAUCUACUAUUGCUUCUUAGUGUUCUAGAUGCCACUUUGACUGGUUGGCUAGUUUCCUCAGGAGCCAGGCUGGGAGGUGGUCAGUUGCUGUUGCUACUGCCUCAGCAUGGGGACUCGAAGGUGAACACUGUGUUCCCUGCACUAAGAAAGGCGAAUGAGCUGCAGCCAUGCUUGGCCUUGUGGAUACUAAAAGCACAGACUUGAGUUGUCUCAAGUGGAGCUCCUUGGAUCUCAUUGGCAUUCAUCCACAGGGUGGCUCAGAAGACAAAGCCAAGACUGGUGUGGAGUGGGCAGAACAGUCUUGUGGAGCAGCUGUGGAAAUGGCAAACAGGUGUCUGGCUUCAAUGGCUCCUCACUAAGUACACACUGACAAGGGGUCCAAGUGCAGGAUUUACUUUUUUGUUUUGUUUUGGAGACAGGAUCUCAUGUAACUCAGGUUGGGUUCAAAUUCAUUAUGUACCAGGGAUAACCCUGAACUCUUGAUCCUUCUGCCUCCACAUCCCGAUGGCUGAGACUAUAGGCAUGCUACCAGACCUGGUGUCUGCAUUGAAACUUCGUUUUAAAACUUUGUUGUGGUGAUUUGAAAGGAUUGCUUACUGCAGAAAGCAUGCUUCCUCUCAGAGGGUAUUAGUCAUUGGGACUGUGUUUGGACAGAGGAGAACUGGCAUCUUCUAUAAGUAGUGUAUCUAUACACCUUGAUGCUUUGGAGACUCAAGCAGGACUCAACUCCUUAAAUUUUCAUUAGGUCGUUGGGUGUGAUGGCACACACUAAUCCCAGCAUUCAAGAGGCAGAGGCAGGUGGAUCUCUGUAAGCUAGAGUAAGCCUGAUCUACAUGAUGACAUCCUUUCUCAAAGAACAAAAGGUUUCACCACCCUUUCUCAAGUACUAGGCUAGUAAGGCUUUUGUUUGUUUUGUUCUUUUGAGACAGUCUCAUAUAGCCCAGGCUAAGGAUGACUUUGAACUUCUGAUCCUCCUGCCUCCACAUGCUGAGAUUGCAGGACUGUCUUGCCUAGAUUGUACAGUUUUGGGGAAUGAACCCAGGGCUUUAUAAAUACUAGGCAAGCACCCUACCAGCUGAGCUACAUCCCUAGCCUGGAUAAUUUAAAUUAUACUAUGAAAAACACUUCACAGAAAGAUAAUAGAGCCCCUUCUUUAUUCCUAUCAUUUUGAUUCCUAACACUAAAACUGCUAAGUCAGGUUUAUUUCAACUUGACUACCAAGCAAUUACUUCCCCUCCUGUUUUUAAAGCUGUCUAGUCUAAGAACCACCCAACUGAGCUGGUAUAUUACACUUCUAUCAUUGUACAAGUAAUGCUUGUACAUCACUGAACAUUCACAUGCUCCAUUGUUGAGGUCAGUCCAUGGUCUUCUAUAUGGGGGAUACAUGGAAUAUACUGGCUUGAGUUGCCACCUUCUGCCUCACCAUUUCCCUUCAGUAGAACCUUGAAUUAACAAUGUUUUAACUCAGCCAGGUGGUGGUAGCACAUGCCUUUAAUCCCAGCACUCGGGAGGCAGAGGCAGGCGAAUCUCUGGGUUCAAAACCAGACUGGUCUACAUAGAGCUUGUCUCAAAAACAAAUACUUUAACCUCUCCAUGACUUGCUACUGAAGUGGCUGAAGUUACUCUUAAACUUGGAACUGGACUUCAUUUGUGACCUGUCAUUCCUGAUUUGAUCUUUAACUCCUCCUUUACUUUAGGGUUUCAACCUUACCUGAAUUAGUUCCCAUCUCAUAACCCUAGGAAAGCCAGGAGAUCUCCCUUCUCCCUUGCCAAGUAUCAAAGCCAGCAGUGCUGUGUGGUACCAGAGGAGAGCUGCUAUCUUGUGUGCAUCUUGGCCACUGGCCUGUUUUGCUCAGUGCAUGCCACUCCCCAGCCUGAGUGCUACAUAUUGGACCAAUGUCCUGUGCUACAGCCACCGUGGUUUAUCUCCCAGAUGGUUGGGUUGGGUAGCAGUAGCUCACCCAGUUGGGGAUGAGGCAUCAUCAAGUAUGCAAGGCCUCUUGAGGUACCAAAUCCUCAUGGCAGUAGGCCAUACGGGAUACUUUCUACUUCUCCCUAGAAAGCUCCUGAGAAAGUGCCUUGGCUUGUACUUUGAAACAAAUUAGCCAGCUUUCUGGCUUUGCCCUAAUACUGUGAUCAAAUUGGAAUUUUUAAGGGACACACUCAUACUUAGGCUGCAGAAAGGAGAGAUUAGAUUUCUUUUGCUCUGAAAACAAAGCCUUGCUUGAGCUUAAACAGUUUCCCCCAGCCCUUGGCCCACUAUGGUUUGGUUAAGUUAACGCUUCGGGAAGGAACAGCAGGAAGAGAUGAGCUGUAGCAGUCGGGGAAAAGCGUCCUGCAGAGGCCCUACUUGGAGCUGUGUAGCUGUCUUCAGCUGGGCAGGAAGAAUUAAGUUCCUGUAAUCAAGAUUGCUAAGGCAGUGCAGUAGCCCCACAAUCGGAGAUGAGGGGACCAGUAUGCCACCACACCCCAUGGAAGUGGACCAGCUCCCAGGGAGCCUUGGCCAAACUAUCUCCUGGACAGCUGGACUGCGGGCUGGAGCUGCGGGCUGGACUGAGGCAUACAGCAGUUAGCGAGCGGCACGGUGUGCGAUGAACUCCUGUUAUUUUCUAAGAUGCUAUUUUAUUACUGCAUGUCCCGCCAUGUCUGUGAGUAUGUGUCCAAACCUGCAAGCUGCAGUCACAGUACUGGAACAGGGCACUGCACUGCUGACGUGACUGUGUCCCACAGGCAUUAUGCACAAGUUUAACCAGAGUAAAUGCCAAACAAAUAGUAUGAGGAGUGUACUUUUUAAGAUAUUAAUUUAUUUGAGUUCAAAUAUUUUUAAAAUAUAAAAACUGGUUGUAUUUUUUAAAGCUAUAAUUCUUGUAGACAUUCUGUGGGUAAAAAUUGGAUUGUGUGUAUUAAAAAAUCACCAAUAGUUUGCAAUUCAGCUAUGUAAAAAUAAAGACUCUUUGGGAAGGUA